Molecule: messenger RNA, 2451 nt
Organism: Penicillium longicatenatum
Lineage: Eukaryota; Fungi; Ascomycota; Eurotiomycetes; Eurotiales; Aspergillaceae
Exons: 7
Coding region: 1-2451 (816 amino acids)
Biological process (GO): iron ion transport; copper ion import; intracellular iron ion homeostasis
Cellular component (GO): plasma membrane
Molecular function (GO): ferric-chelate reductase activity
Source: RefSeq, a predicted model, not a curated record
AUGGAGGCUACGGAGGCUAUCAGUCACACAAACAAUGUAUGGACAGAUAAAUAUUUUGCCGUUUCCAUGGGGUCAUUUAUGGUCUUGUUCAUUGUCUCUCAUUGGGGCAAUGUGGCAUUCAGAAAAUAUGGACCAAAAGAGCCCGGGAAGCUAUUGGUCCUAACGAUAAGAACUCAUAGGCAAGUCUUGAAAAAACCGGGAACGAGCAGAACUGACAGCAUGAUCUCUGUGGCAAACUUUGUGUUGCUGGUAUUCCUUGCCCUCCGUAAUACGCCUCUCGCGCCCUUAUCUGGUCAAUCCUACGAGAAGCUCCGCCCCCUCCACAAAAUCACCGGGUACACUUGUAUAGUCAGCAGUGUCGUGCAUGGUAUACUCUACCUGAAAGAGGGGGCCGAGACUGGAUAUUUGAUGCUGAUCAGGGAAAGAGAGGAUCUCAGUGGUGCACUUGCUGGACUAUUGAUGGUGAUCAUCGGGUUGUCCACUAUUAGCUGGUUUGCCCGCCGGUAUUACGAAGCAUUUUAUAUUAUACAUGUCGUAAUUUUCAUAGUUAUUGUCAUUCUUGUCGGAAUGCAUCGACCGGACCUUGCGACAUCCACGCUGGGUAUUAUUAUCUUUAUAGCGUGCAUGUGGGUUUCCGAUCGAUUCCUACGGCCUUUUAAACUUGCUUGUAACUUCUUCGGCAACAACGCUACUCUUAUCCCGAUGCAAGACGGGGCUGUCCGAGUCAGGCUUCGGCGCGGAAUGAGUUGUAGUCCUGGUUCUCAUGCUUUCUUGUGGAUGCCAUCCGUCCAAAUUUUGGAGACUCACCCGUUCACGAUGAUCUCUACAGACCCUGUUGGGUUUCUAAUUCGUCAAUAUGAUGGGUAUACUCAUGAUCUCUACAAACUUGCUCACGAGCGGCCCGCUUGUGUUGUGCGAUGCUCUGUGGACGGAGAAUAUGGACAGGUUCCUAACUUCAUGGACUUUGAGAAAAUCAUCCUUGUUGCGGGUGGCAGUGGUGCUUCCUUCAAUUUUGCUAUUGCGGUCGAUUUGAUAAGGCAAUGUGCGGCAGCAAAUAUGACCAAGUCGAUUGAUUUUAUUUGGACCGUGAGAUAUACGAGUUCCCUCAAGUGGUUUCAGGAUGAGCUGAGAGAACUCCAAGAUAGUCAGUUUGUCAAUAUGUUCAUCCACGUGUCGCAGGACGAUACGACCGACGAUAGUUCCAGUGGGCCAACAGUACCGGUCGGUGACAUCAAGAACGGCAAGCAGGAGACCAUGGGCUCAUUUGAAUAUAUGUCUCUCAUCCGGAGAGGAAGGCCCAACAUAGCGGAUUUGGUUGCGAACAGAAUAUCUCGGUGCCUUCCGCAAUGUCAAGUUGGAGUAGGGGCUUGUGGGCCAAUUAAACUUCUCGAGGAAACGCGAGAAGUAUCAUUCCAGAAAGUCUUCGAUAAUGGUCCACCAAUUACGCUGCACACUGAGGUGAGUUUUGCUGCUGUGCUCUUUAUGAUAAUGUCGAACUACAUCACGAAGGUCGCGAUCGUUGGGGCUACGGGUAAUAGUGCCCGCUUCAUGACCGAUGCCCUCCUUAAGACAGGAAAACACACCAUUACAGCCCUGGCACGAUCCGGAAGCCUGAAAACGCUCCCAGCUGGUGUCAUACCCAAGGAAAUUGACUACAGCAAGCCCGAGACAAUUGUGGAAGCACUCAACGGCCAGGAUGCUUUAGUAAUUACCCUAAAUGGUCAGGCCCCACAAGGGACUGAGCUGCAGCUCAUCAAGGCUGCGGGCGAGGCCGGCGUGAAAUGGGUACUGCCGAACGACUGGUCUCCCGAUACAACGAACGAAGCCAUGAACGAUGAUAUAAUGAUAUUCAAGCCCAAGGCUGCCCUUCGGAAGGCUAUUCUGGAGCUCGGCCAAUGCAACUUUAUCAGUGUGUCCACUGGCUUCUGGUACGAAUGGAGUCUUGCCAUUCCAUCCGCCUUCGGAAUUGAUCUGAUCAAUCACACGGCAACUUUCUUCGACGACGGCGAGACAAAGAUUACCACCUCCACUUGGCCCCAGGUUGGCCGCGCGGUUGCCGCUCUGCUCAGCCUGCCUAUCAAACCUGAGGGUUCGAACCAGAACGCAUGUCUCGAGAACUUCAAGAAUCAAGUCGUAUACAUUAAAUCCUUCACAGUUAGCCAGAAAGACAUGUUGGAAUCUGCUCUUCGUGUCACUGGAACCAAAGAAUCGGAUUGGACUAUUUCGAAGGAACCAGCGGUUGAGCGAUGGGCGAAAGGCCUCGAAGAAAUGAAGGAGGGCAGUCGGAUUGGAUUUGCCAAGAUGCUUUAUACUCGUGUCUUCUAUCAGGACGGUGCGGGGAAUAUCGAACAAAAGGGAACUUUGAAUUCAUUGCUGGACUUGCCAACAGAAGAUAUUGAUGAAGCGACCAAGAUUGCGUUUGAGCGUUCAAAGACUGAUCCUUGGGAGUAA